Sturnus vulgaris (Common starling) is the source of this 2154-nucleotide messenger RNA. It is a transcript of the gene TYW3, whose product is annotated as tRNA-yW synthesizing protein 3 homolog. The record is from RefSeq and is a predicted model, not a curated record. NCBI's taxonomy places the organism in Eukaryota, Metazoa, Chordata, Aves, Passeriformes, Sturnidae.
AUGGCGGCGUUCGCGCGGCGCAAGGCGCAGCGGCUCGCGCGGCCCGACCCCAGCCGGAAGCGCGCGCUGGACGCGCGAGCCGCGGAGCUCGCGCGGAUCCUGAACGCGCGCGAGCGCUUCUGCACCGCGAGCUCGUGCGAUGGGAGAGUCACCGUGACGGACACGGACGGCACGGGCGUCCAGAAGAAGAACUGCACGUGGCUCCUGGUCACGCAUGAGCCGUGUGCCAAAGGCGAUGUGAUGACAGCGCUGGAGAAAGCCACAGGUGAUGCUGUGUUCAAGUUUGAACCAUUUGUUCUUCACGUGCUGUGUCGGGAGCUGCAGGAUGCACAGCUGCUGCAUUCAGUGGCUAUUGACUCUGGGUUCAGGAACUCUGGUAUUACAGUUGGCAGAGGAGGAAAAAUUACAAUGGCUGUGCGGAGCACUCACUGCUUAGAAGUUCCACUGAGCCACAAAGGGAGGUUGAUGGUCUCUGAAGAAUAUAUUGAAUUUCUGGUACAUGUGGCUAAUCAGAAAAUGGAAGAAAACAUAAGGAGGAUUGACAGAUUCCAGAAAGGCCUGGAGCUGGCUCUGGAAGCUGCUGUCCCUGCAGACACCUUGUUUCCCGAGGGGCCAGAGAAGAGCCACUCUGUGUACGUGCACAGAAGGAAGAGACAAACUGCUCAGGAACAGACUGAUCCCAGCAGAGAGCUGGAACCCCAGGAUGAUACUGAAAGCAGUCUUGGUCUGUUUGCUGAAAUCAUGAUAUAGACUAAGACAUUUGAAAGCAAAUGGUGAACUGAAAAAUGUUUGUAAUGCUUUUUUAAAGACAUUUAUAUACUCCUGUGCUCCAAGUAGUAAUACUCUCAUGGACGUUGACCAGAAAAGAGGUAAUUAACAGAACAGUGAGCAGGUGUAGCUGCAGGACACAGAGAACAAAGCUGUAGAAUGUUUGGGGAGUUUUUAAGUGUACUGUUGAAUUAACAAAGUGGUACUCCAUCAGUUAUCCCAGAAAGAGCUGGUUUGCUGCAGCCUUUUGCCGUUCUCUGUGGCAGCAUUUCACUUCCAGCUUCCUGGGUUUUGCAGAGCCACAGCUGGCUCUGCAGGUUCCUCCCUCAGGGAGGUGGAGAGGUGCUGGGGACAAGCACUGAAGACUGAAGACCAUCCACUCGUGAGACAGCCAAUACAUGAGGUGGAAAUUGCACAGAAACUUUCCAAAGUAACGCUGUGUGCAUUUGGGCAGACUGGUUAAAGUAGGACUCGACCCAGGGACAUAAUUUCUCACAGUGCUGGCCAGGAGCUGUGUGAACAAAACUGAGUCCCAGAGCCCAUGGGCAGCAGGCAGCUGGUGGGAGCAGCCAAGGUCCCACAGCAGGGCAGGGCACAGUGGCUCCUCAGCUGUGGGGACAUGGCCUGUGUCACACCUUUGCAGUCACCGUUUUCACAGACCUUCCUCUCCAGUCUGAGCCUCUGAGCCUGUCUGGGCUGAACUGAAGCCCCAGGGCUUCUGUAGAUGAAAAGCAACGUCUGCCUCCAUGCAGAGGGUCCUCCCCAGCCUGCUGCCUUAGCUAAGCCCCAGGGAGUGCCUGUUGCCAUCGCCACUGCUGGCAGUCCCACUGUUCCUGCACGUCCCUCUUCGCCACCUGGGGGGCACAUCUUGUACACAGAGGAGGUAGCUGUUGCUUGUGGAUUUCAGGGAAUUUGUUCAGAAUAGUCUGAACCCUCCUCUGCAUGUGACAUUUAUUGAAAUGUCUGGUGCUGCUCUGUUGGACGUGGCUGGAGGGACUGACACCAGCAGCACCCACCACAGACACUAACAGCCAGACUCACCCUGUGUAACAACACUGCACUAUUUACACUCUGAGAAAUAACAGUUUGUCAGAAACUGAUGUGUGGUAUGGUCCCACAUUCCCCUGAAAAAUGAUUAAAAGUUCCAUCAGCUCAUUUUGAGGUUAAUUUUGUCAAGCUGUGUUUUAUUUCCAACUGCUGUAUGGGAUUCUGAUGGGCUGUAAAUGUGCAGCCAUUGGAAAGAGAAUCCCAAGGCAUAGCAGCUGCAGGCAGCACCCCUGGAAAUGGGAUUCUAGGGGUUAUGGCUGAAAGGAAAUUCACUGAUAAGCAACAAGAUUCCGAAAACUGUCAAAUCUUUAGCAUUUGUCAGUGUGCUUAGCCACUUAA